Messenger RNA from Apiotrichum porosum, 405 nucleotides. RefSeq lists its product as uncharacterized. Bases 1 to 405 code for a protein of 134 amino acids. The transcript has 5 exons. Gene Ontology annotation, cellular component: mitochondrion; cytosol. Lineage: Eukaryota; Fungi; Basidiomycota; Tremellomycetes; Trichosporonales; Trichosporonaceae. The record is from RefSeq and is a predicted model, not a curated record. Gene Ontology annotation, molecular function: deaminase activity.
AUGUCUGGCAACCCGAACAAGCGCGUGGUGACGGCCGCCAACGGCCCUAAGCCGAACCCCAUGAUGUCCAACGUGAUUGUAUCGGGCGACAAGGUGUACCUCGCUGGUAUCCUCGGCACCGAUGAGAGCGGUGGGCUCGUCGCUGGCGGAGCCAAGGCAGAGACGGCCCAAGCCCUGCAAAACGUUUCCGCCCGCCUUGAGCUUGCGGGUCUGGACCUUUCUGAUGUCAUCAGCGUGACUAUCUACUUGACCGACUAUGCAGUCAACUUGCCCCUGUUGAACGAGGUUUACCUUCCCACUUUCUCUCAGCAUGGACCUGCGCCGGUGCGUGCAGCCGUUGGUGUCGCUGCUCUUCCCUUCAACGCCGCCGCCGAGUUCUCAGUCAUUGCGGCUACCCGUGCGUAA